This is a messenger RNA of Entrophospora sp. SA101, 508 nucleotides long. NCBI's taxonomy places the organism in Eukaryota, Fungi, Glomeromycota, Glomeromycetes, Entrophosporales, Entrophosporaceae. The record is from the annotation of a GenBank genome assembly.
GGUGAAAAUAUAUGCAGUUUCAAUAAAGUUUAUAAAUUCUGGGGAUCCUUCUGCUGAUGAUUUACACAAUUUUUUAGCAGAUAAAUAUGAUAUUGAUAAAUUUUCUGUAAUAGCAAAAAUUGCUAAUUCAUUUAUUGUAUUAAUUUUGUGGUUGGAGUUUUUAUUAUUAUUAAGAUUUUUUUCACGCCCUGCACAUUUUAUCAAUUUGAUAAUUGAUAUAGUAAAAAGUAUUUGGCCAUUUUUGGUUUUCAUGUUGAUUGUGAUUUUUGGGUUUGGUCAUGCAAUGUUCAUAUUAUUACAGUAUGGUGUAACUGAACUUGGUUCAGGUCCAAAUUUUGAUACUUUCAAAAUUUACAGUAGUGCCUCAAUGCUUCUUGAUAAUAGUAAUGAUCCUUUCCAAAAUAUUAUCAUUAAAAAAGAGUUUAAUGAUGAAAAUGACAACUAUUUUGUUUCAUUUUGGAAAUCUGUGGAAGCUGUUUAUUAUUGGCCUGCAGUGACUUCACCAUAG